AUGAACGUCUUGAGGACGAAUAGCUGCAAAAGCGAUGAUAGCAUAGACGACGGCAAAUAUGCCCUUGUCUACAUCUGCUCCGACCACAGCGUAUCUCUACAGCCUAUAGAAGUCGCGAGAAAUCCCUCAAAUCGCCUGCUUCGUACGAUGGAGAUAUCUCGACUGCCAUGGAAGACAGAGCAAAGGAUUCGUGUUCCGAGACGGACGUCUUCAUAUUCCAACAAGAUUUCGACAGCAUCUGACGAGGAGAUGGAGACCGGCUGUGACUGCUACUCGUCAACGCUGAUGUUUAGCCGGAUCUCCAAGAACAUGGCCUGGAAGCGUAUGACUGGGGAUGUGAAGAAGAUCAUGGUCUUCGAGGAGCCAAUAUCAUUGUCGCCGACUGCUCCAGCUGUGAUGUCGAAGCUCUGA
This is a messenger RNA of Fulvia fulva, 411 nucleotides long. RefSeq lists its product as uncharacterized. The record is from RefSeq and is a predicted model, not a curated record. Lineage: Eukaryota; Fungi; Ascomycota; Dothideomycetes; Mycosphaerellales; Mycosphaerellaceae. Bases 1 to 411 code for a protein of 136 amino acids. The transcript has 2 exons.